This is a messenger RNA of Haemonchus placei, 378 nucleotides long. NCBI's taxonomy places the organism in Eukaryota, Metazoa, Nematoda, Chromadorea, Rhabditida, Trichostrongylidae. The record is from the annotation of a GenBank genome assembly.
AUGAACAGAGGUGUUUUUGCUUAUCAUUGCCUUGUCAGAGCAAGGGAAUUGCAGUUAGAUGUGAAAGGUUAUUUCGUGAUGUCAGAUGAUGUAACGUUUAAUUUCUGGCAUUCGCUUCCUCUAGAAAAAGUGCUACAUCCUACAGGAAUUACUUAUAAGCAAUUCUUGGGAGUGUGGUGGCCGUCCAUACACGGAAAAGCCGCCGUCCAACGUGCUCUAGCUCUCAUUACUAAAAAGUAUAAAAACGAUGAAGGAGUACAGCGGAUGUUCGAAAUCUAUCGGGAUGGGCUGAGCUCAAAUGGUUUCAAACAAAAGGCCUACCACCAGCUGACUCAAGUAGACGGGUGGAGCAUCAGUGAUCUGUAUGUGACCAUUUGA